Mycena citricolor is the source of this 1088-nucleotide messenger RNA. The record is from the annotation of a GenBank genome assembly. NCBI's taxonomy places the organism in Eukaryota, Fungi, Basidiomycota, Agaricomycetes, Agaricales, Mycenaceae.
CCCCAGUGCCUCUCGCCCGGUGAAGAGAUCCCCGACUCGCAUAAUAACCGCUGCGUCCCCGAGAAAUGGGGGAAUCUUUGGAUCACGGUGCCGCAUGUUUGUAGGCCAUCUCGGUCACUUGAGCACGAGCCAAGAACGGGCGCUCGAAGCCUUCAAGACUAUUCUCGCGGAUGCCAAACUCUAUGACCCUGCAAACCCCAAACUCGAUGAUCCGACAUUGCUACGAUUCCUCCGAGCACGCAGCUGGGACCCUAAAGCGGCUUUAAAGCAGUUUUCGGACGCCAGGAGUGGAGAAAGCAGCACGAUGUCGACAAUCUCUUCUCUUCAUUCGAUACUGCCGAAUUGAGGACACAGACAGAAUUUUUAUCCGCGCUGGACGGGGAGGCGAGACAAGAGUGGCUUGCCAAUAUACGUAUACCACCUUUCAUCUAUGAAUUCAGGGGUCCAGAAGGAACUCAACGCGGUUGCUCCUGAGCGCCGUUACCAACGCAUUGUUGUUCUUUAUGAAUGCAUGGUGGGGUUUAUACUGCCCCUAUGCAGUGCGCUCCCGCACGGAACAGACACUCCAAUCACUUGCGUAAUGACCAUCAUCGACUUGAGCCAGGUCUCACUGGGAUCCAUGUGGAGUUUGCGCAGUCAUCUGGCCGAGUCGUCAAAGCUUGCGACAGCGAACUAUCCAGAGACGUUUGGUACCAUUGCAGUUGUCAAUGCGCCCUCGUUCUUCCCGACCAUCUGGAAUUGGAUCAAGGGCUGGUUCGACCCGGGAACCCGCAACAAGAUCCAUAUCCUGGGCAAAGAUCCAAGCGAAACCCUGCUGCAGCUUAUCGAUGCGCAGAAUCUCCCCAAGCAGUACGGUGGCUCGCUGGAAUGGGAUUUUUCAUGCGAUCCAAACCUGGACGAAGCUGAGAUCGCCCUCGUCGGAGAGAUGCCCAAGGGACCGACUGUUUUUGUAGAUGUGUUGUCACUAGACCGUAAAGUAGCGAGAAGUAUCAUCAUGUAGAACUCAUUGGGACAGUAUCUCGCUUCGGGAUGACGUCCUGAUCACAUUCUCAAACCAUCAUUUGACCAUGUAUCCCUGGCACGCUCUG